AUGGAUGAGUCUCAUGGCCUGUGGCUUCAGUCCCACUCUCAAAGACAGGCCAAGACUCUGAACCAGCAGCCUCCCUGGCUUAGAUCCAAGGAACUGCUUAACUUGAAUCGUACUGCCUUAAUCAACAACAAGCCUCCAACAACAGGGUUUGGUCAAAAUUCUGCAAACCUGCUUCGCUUUUUGUCCUCUGAUACAGCAGCAUACACAGCAACGUAUGAUUUUGAAACACUUACUGUUACAGCACCAGACGACCAUAUUUUGCAUGUUGAGUUAAACAGGCCAGAAUGCUACAAUGCUAUGAAUAAAAUGUUUUGGAGGGAAAUGCUUGAUUGUUUCCGAAAGAUUCGUGAUGACAGAUAUUGUAGAGCAGUUAUUUUGUCAGGAUCAGGACAUCUUUUUUCUGCAGGUCUAGACUAUUCUGACAUGCAGGAUUUGACAUCACAAGUUGCAGGAAAAGGUGAUGUAGCUAGGAAAGCUAAGUUUCUAUUAUCAUUGAUUGCAAAGUAUCAAGAAUCUUUCAAUGCGGUAGAAAAUUGUCAAAAACCUGUAAUUGCUGCCAUUCAUGGAAAGUGCAGUGGUGGAGGUGUGGAUCUCAUUUGUGCAUGUGAUAUCAGAUACUGCUCAGAAGAGGCAUUUUUUGAAAUAGAGGAAGUAGAUGUUGGAAUGGCUGCAGAUAUGGGAACAUUACAAAGAUUACCAAAAAUAGUAGGAAAUGACAGCUUGAUCAGAGAAUAUGCUUACAGUUGUGCCAAAAUAGAACCUGCUGAAGCAAAAACUAUCGGCUUGGUAGGAAAAGUUUUUCCCAGCAAGGAGGCAAUGAUGAAUGCUGCUUUAGGCCUUGCUAAGGUAAUAGCUUCGAAAAGUCCUGUUGCUGUACAAGGUACAAAAGUAGCCCUGAAUUUCUCAAGAGAUCAUAGUGUUCAAGAUGGGUUACAAUUUAUGACUUAUUGGAAUAUGACCAUGCUGCAAAGUGAAGAUGUUCUGAAAGCAGCUGAAGCAACUAUCAACAAAGCUGACAAACCUCCUAAGUACUCAAAAUUGUAAAUGUUCAUGAUGAUGGAGUACUUUUUAAGGGCUUCAGGGUUACUGUUUUGCGCCAUUUUCCAAUUUGUUUUAUGUAUUAUCUUAAUUUCUGAUCAUUUGUCAUUAUCUAGCUUUGACAAAAGCAUCACUUGCUAAUGUUUUAAUCGACAUAAGAUUUAGAAAUGACUUUUCAUCAGGAUUUAAUUACAGUGCC
Messenger RNA from Uloborus diversus, 1237 nucleotides. RefSeq names its product delta(3,5)-Delta(2,4)-dienoyl-CoA isomerase, mitochondrial-like. Bases 1 to 1044 code for a protein of 347 amino acids. Gene Ontology annotation, molecular function: delta(3,5)-delta(2,4)-dienoyl-CoA isomerase activity. The record is from RefSeq and is a predicted model, not a curated record. The transcript has 8 exons. Gene Ontology annotation, cellular component: mitochondrion. Lineage: Eukaryota; Metazoa; Arthropoda; Arachnida; Araneae; Uloboridae.